Messenger RNA from Penicillium taxi, 969 nucleotides. RefSeq names its product NRDE family protein. Gene Ontology annotation, biological process: protein secretion; Golgi organization. The coding region runs from base 1 to 969 and encodes 322 amino acids. Lineage: Eukaryota; Fungi; Ascomycota; Eurotiomycetes; Eurotiales; Aspergillaceae. Gene Ontology annotation, cellular component: Golgi apparatus. The record is from RefSeq and is a predicted model, not a curated record. The transcript is spliced from 2 exons.
AUGUGCAUCGCCUUAAUCUCCACCGCUCAUCCGGAUUACUCACUGAUCAUCAUUGAUAAUCGAGAUGAAUUUCUCCAUCGACCAACCUCGUUGCCAGACUGGUGGGAGGAGCCAUUCGUGCAUGUUCUAGGCUCACGGGAUCUAGCCCGCUCCACUCAAGGCACCUGGAUGGGUGUUACAAGGCAAGGCAAAGUGGCCGUUCUGACGAAUUAUCGUGAGCCUACGGCCACUGCUGCAGUCGGGGCGUAUAGUCGCGGUCGAAUCGUGAACAGCUGGCUGACUGCUUCCCCCAACGAGAAGCAUUCGACCCACAGCUUCGUGCAGGCAAUGGUCAAUGGCCCUGAAGCCAAAAGUGUAGGAGGUUUCAGCCUAGUCUGUGGUCGUAUCAACGAGCCACUGGCAAUUGUGUCCAAUCGUUCUUCCAGCAUGAAUCAUAUCACCUGGGUGGCCGCCGAAAAGAACCAAACCCUCGGCCUCAGCAAUACAAGCGUGGAUGACCGUUCUUGGCCCAAAAUUAUUAAUGGAGAAAAGCUUAUAGCGGCUGCUAUUGAUGACCAUGUGCAAUCGCAAGAAAAUGAGGAUGUUUUAAUCGAAUGUCUCCUCCGCGUUCUAAGCACUGAUACCCUGCCAAAAUACGAAGGUCCUACUCCAAUUGAUACCGAUGCUUUCAGCAUAAACUUCCGCAAGAGUAUCUUCAUUCCUGGCCUCGGAAUCCAAGAUCAUGAUGAUCGUAAGGUCGAGGAGAGUUCUACAGGACAUGGUGAGGGUGAAACUGGCAAGUCACAAUUGAAUGGGCAUCUGGACCAGAAUUAUUCCAGCGGACCAUACGGCACACAGAAGCAAACUAUUCUUCUCGCGCAGGCAGAUGGUCGCAUACGAUAUUUUGAACGGACGCUCUACGAUAAUAAUGCCAAGGCUAUACCAAUUGGACAGGGUGACCGAAACUUUGACUUUUAUAUUGAAAAGUAG